AUGCUGAAGUUCGCUGCCCUCCUUUCGGCUGCAUCUCUGAUACCGGCCUUCGUCCAGGCCGCCGCUCCUCUAUACGGACAGUGCGGAGGUCAAGGCUGGACUGGUGACACUACUUGUGUUUCUGGUGCCACUUGCGUAUUCUCGAACCAGUGGUAUUCUCAGUGCUUGCCUUCAAACCAACAACCUCAGCCGUCGACAGCAACUACGGUAGCCCCUACUACUGCCGCUCCGACAAACGUCCCCGCGCCGACAACGGCCCCCGAUGCAGGCAACCCCUUCAAUGGAUACACUAUUUAUUUAUCCCCCUACUAUGCCGAUGAGGUCACUGCUGCCGCCGCGGCGAUUUCCGACGCUACACAGAAGGCGAAGGCAUUGCGUGUUAAAGACAUCCCCACCUUCAUCUGGUUCGACGUUAUCGCCAAAACCCCACAACUCGGGGUCUACCUUGCUGAUGCUGAUGCGAAGGCCAAGGCGUCCGGCGAGAAGUACCUUGUCCAGAUUGUCGUCUAUGAUCUCCCCGAUCGUGACUGCGCUGCCGCUGCCUCCAACGGAGAGUUCUCUAUCGCCAACAAUGGUAUGAACAACUACAGGAGAUACAUUGACCAGCUGGUUGCCGAGAUCAAGAAAUACCCUGACGUCCGUAUCGUUGCCGUCAUUGAGCCCGAUUCAUUGGCCAACCUGGUCACCAACCUGAACGUUGCCAAAUGUUCUGGCGCUCAGGAUGCCUACAAGCAAGGCACGACCUACGCCAUCCAACAGCUCAACGCUGUUGGUGUCUACAUGUACCUCGAUGCUGGCCACGCUGGCUGGUUGGGCUGGCCUGCCAACCUGAACCCUGCUGCCCAGCUCUUCUCCGACCUCUACAGGGCUGCUGGCUCUCCCCAGUUUGUUCGUGGUCUCGCUACCAACGUUGCCAACUACAAUGCCCUCAAUGCUGCCAGCCCUGAUCCAGUCACGCAAGGUAAUCCAAAUUACGAUGAGAUGCACUUCAUCAACCAACUCGCCCCACAACUGACCUCCGGAGGCUUCCCUGCCCACUUCAUCGUCGACCAAGGCCGUUCUGGCGUCCAAGGUCUCCGUCAAGCGUGGGGUGAUUGGUGCAACGUCUACGGUGCUGGCUUCGGAACGCGCCCCACUCUCAACACUGGCUCUAGCCUCAUCGAUGCUAUCGUCUGGAUCAAGCCCGGAGGUGAAUGUGAUGGAACUUCCAACACCUCUGCAGCACGCUACGAUACCCACUGCGGCAUCGCGUCUGCCCAUAAGCCCGCUCCCGAGGCUGGUACCUGGUUCCAAGCUUACUUCGAGAACUUGGUCAAGAACGCCAACCCCCCGCUCUAA
Molecule: messenger RNA, 1338 nt
Organism: Cyclocybe aegerita
Lineage: Eukaryota; Fungi; Basidiomycota; Agaricomycetes; Agaricales; Hemipholiotaceae
Source: the annotation of a GenBank genome assembly